This is a messenger RNA of Cololabis saira (Pacific saury), 956 nucleotides long. It is a transcript of the gene fabp3, whose product is annotated as fatty acid binding protein 3, muscle and heart. Gene Ontology annotation, molecular function: fatty acid binding. Gene Ontology annotation, biological process: fatty acid transport. The coding region runs from base 152 to 553 and encodes 133 amino acids. Gene Ontology annotation, cellular component: cytosol; nucleus. The record is from RefSeq and is a predicted model, not a curated record. Lineage: Eukaryota; Metazoa; Chordata; Actinopteri; Beloniformes; Belonidae. The transcript has 4 exons.
CGCCUGUGGUGCUGACUACACUAUCUCUGCCUGUCUUCCUUCUCUCUCAUUCCGACGCUCCUCUGCUUCUCUGCUGCUGCUCUCUGAAACACUCUCACCCUCACACCCUCACACGCUCUCUCUCCCUUCCUCUCUCUGCACUGCUGCAAACAUGGCCGAUGCUUUUGUGGGCACAUGGAACCUCAAGGAGAGUGAGAAAUUUGAUGAAUACAUGAAGGAGCUGGGUGUGGGAUUCGCCACGCGCAAGGUGGGGAACAUGACCAAGCCCACCACAAUCAUCGCAGUCGACGGCGACAAAGUCACGCUGAAGACCCAGAGCACCAUCAAGAACACAGAGCUCAUCUUCACACUGGGGCAGGAAUUCGACGAGACCACCGCAGAUGACAGGAAGGUUAAGUCCCUUGUGACGAUAGCAGAUGGAAAGAUGGUACACGUACAGAAGUGGGACGGCAAAGAAACCAGUCUGACUAGAGAAGUCAGCGGAAGCAACCUCACACUGACACUUAAAUUGGGAGACGUUGUUUGCACGCGUCGCUACGAGAAGGCAGAGUGACGCCCCUACUGUAACAGCCGCCCACAUCAGCUGAUGCCCCAAAAAAACUCACUAAUACCAUUUGGACACAGGCCGAGCAAACUCGUCCUUUUACAGAGUUACUAGUUUCCCUCGGUGUUGUUUCUUACUGUACUUUCAGUGUUAACGUAACUACUGACGACGACCUCCUCUGUCUCCCAGGCCUUUUCUCUGUGUGUCCGUCCUUUUUCCCGUUUAAAAAAAGGAACACUGAAUUAAUUUCAAUGAUGUGCUAUUUUUUUUUUCUUUCUUUUUUUAAAAUAAAGCUGCAGGUCUUUCGUUUUUUGAAAAAUGUGUUUUUGCAUGGGGCCUAAGAGUGUUGGAAUCUGUUGGGAUCCCUGUUAAAAUCUGAAAAGUCAGAAAUAAAAGUGUUAAAACUUACAAA